Danaus plexippus (monarch butterfly) is the source of this 2968-nucleotide messenger RNA. RefSeq names its product MATH and LRR domain-containing protein PFE0570w-like. NCBI's taxonomy places the organism in Eukaryota, Metazoa, Arthropoda, Insecta, Lepidoptera, Nymphalidae. The record is from RefSeq and is a predicted model, not a curated record. Bases 281 to 2968 code for a protein of 895 amino acids. The transcript is spliced from 4 exons.
UUAUAUAGUGUUUCUUGAUGCUUAUCCUAUAUCUAAAAGUAAUUCAUAUGUAUGUGAGGCCGACGAACAAUUGGAAAAUGCUGAAGCGCAUACAAAAGACGUUAUAAACAAUCUUUUAAAUGAAGAUAAAAAUACUUAUUUAAGAGGCGAUGUACUACAAAAUCCAUUUGAUAACAAUAAGUCAGGAAUCUUUAACAAAAAACAUGUUAAUUUUAAAAGAGACCUGAAUUCAAAGGAGAUUGAUUUUAUUGGAUUCAAAAAGUCAGAGAAUCUCUGUAAAAUGAAUAAAUUCCAUAGUUUAAUAAAAACGUAUAAGUGCAAUAAUGACAAAACUAACAUUGUUAAAGAAAAAGGUUUCAAAAACAAAUAUGAUGUGAAUGAGAAAACGUCUUUAAAUCCGGCAACCGUUUCAACUAUGGACGAUAAACCUAUAUUGCAUAAUGAUUUAUAUAUGGACUCUACUAGAUAUGAAACAGAACUUGCAACUACGGCUGUGAUGGAAAUAAUUCUUAAUGAAAUUAAACAGAGAGAAAUUCAAACAAUAGCAGAUCACUUACCAUCUUUUUCAAACCUUAUAAAAAAUGCAGUUACUGAAAUAACUUUUUCGACUAUGCCGUUAGUAAGCGAAUCGAAUGUUUCCCCUAACUUAAUUUCCGUCGACGAUAUUGGCAAAAAUAGAUUCAGCCCCACUUUCGAAGGUAUUCAAGUUCAUAAUUCUAAGUUACGUAAUAUAUUGCGUCGUUCUAUAAAGCAGGAUACUUCUACCUUAGCAAAUGAUGUUGAAAAUUUUUUACAAAACAAAAUAAAGAAAGUUUAUAAUCAAAUUAAAAAUAAAUUUUCUAAAGAUAUUAGAAAUGAUAUGAAUAAAAAAACCUCCACUGUUAAGAAGCAACUGGACAAAAUAACCUCUAAAAAAAUGAAUACGACGCAACAUACAAGAAACACUAAAUUUAAAAAUUCAUUUGCUACUAAUGCGAAAAUUGUUAAAAUUCAUAAUAAUUCUACACCAAGUGAAGUACGUAAAAGUCGUAAAACAUUAUUUGAUCAACGAAACCAACAGAUUGAAUCUAUAGAUUCAACAACACAUAUAAUACCAUCGAUAGGGGAUGAUGUUUCAAUGCUUGCGAUUCUUGAAAACAUAUUAGAAAAAUCACAGCAAGAUAACGAGUUGAUUUUGAAUACAUUGAGUUAUGUAACGAAAAAUAAUAAACAAGAAAAACCUAAAAGAGAUUCUCCACAUGGGACUUCCAAAAGGGAUAUUCAGCAAGAAUUAAACAACAAUGAAGAUGGUUUGUAUACAGAGUAUACUCAUUGGAAAAACAACAAAAACAAUAGCAUAAAACUUUUUGCAACCCCGAAAAAUGGUAAAAGAAACAAUGAGAUCAGCACGGAAGAUACAAGUUAUCAAGGUCUAAGUAAUAAGAUCUCCUACAAUGAUUAUGUGAAUGGUUAUAAAUACUAUUUAAACUUCCAAAGAGACAAUGACGAUCAGAAAUAUUCUAGUCAAAUACGCUAUCAGGCUCACAAGCAUCACAAUGUUGAUGACAUAGGAAAGUUUAUCUUGGAUAAAAUUCCACACUUACCAGCAACUAGAAUGCGGAGAGAACUUGUUGAUUAUGAAACUUUAGAAGAUCAAGAUGUGUCUACUAAAAGUGAAGAAUCUUGGUUUAAGAAACAUUUUUUUAUGUUCAUAGAUUCAAACCCACCUAAAAAAUUUCAUACAUCGCAAAUUGUACCACUCAAACCUUCUGAAGUACAUAAUAUGAAAUAUAAUAAUUCCGUUUUAAGUACAAAGCAAACAUUUGAAAAAAAUGAAUCGUCAUUGCCAAUACAGCAACGUAAAAGUAAAUUCGUCAAGAGAUUUGAUUACAAUUACUUAAAGGGUGACUGUAAACAACAAAAAAAUCUACGAAAAAUUAAUAAAAGGUCCAACAUAGAAAACCAUAAUAAGCAAAAACCGGGAUUGUCGAUUAAUUUUGAUCAUAGAAAAAAUGGUUUUGUUGAUAUAGAUUUUAUUAAUAAGCCAACCGCUAUUAUAAAAUUGAAUAAUAAAAAUAAAAAAGAACACAAGUUGCGUAACAUUUUUCGCAAAAUACGAUUUGGUCAUGGCAAAAUAAAGAAGAAAGAGAAACGGGAAAAUCAAAAUAUGUUUAAAAUUUUUAAUGGACUAAAAAAUAUAUUUAAAGACAAAGAUACCAGUAAAGGUUCAAUGAUUCACAAGAUAUUUGAUUAUGAAAUUUUGACAACCAGUAAUCACAUAGAGCAACCUUAUGGAGUUAAAAAAAAUAGUGAAGUCUUAAAGACUGAUGAGUUACAACUGCAAAUCCCUAAUAUAACCGAUAGUGAAAAUUUCUUGAAGUUAAAUGAUUUUAACUUGAUUAGUUCAGAUAGAAGACAAGGAAAAUUUUUACCACAUAGCAAAAAACCUGAAUUAAGCUAUGAAACAAAAGAUUAUUUAAUUUCUUAUGCAAAUAAGAAGAAAAAUAAUGAUAUUGGUAAUCAACAGAUAGGUACAACAACUGACACAUUAUUUCACAGUCUUGAUAUGAAUACUAUAUCUUAUGCAUUUUCAACAGCCAUGACUAAAAAUAAUAUACAAAAUGAAAUCGAUGAGAUGGCACUAAGAUUAUUGAAAUUAGGUAAAAACAAAGAUAUACAAAAAACAACCGAUGAAGGAAAAAAGAAAGAGUCUUUUAAUUAUGAUGAUUCUCACGGUAAAUCUUUAAAAGAUUACCAAAUAGAGAGGCCUCUUAUUCAUAAUAUAUUAGACACUGAUAAAUAUGAUGAAAAAAUAACCUCAACUAAUGUUAAUGACUUGGAUGGAAUGGUUUUGUCAAAGUUAAAUACAAAAAACGGUGACUUACUUUUCUUUAAAUCGAAGUUUUCUCCAGUGAUAUUAUCUACUUUGAGUUCUUUAAAUUAUGAUAAUCUUGCUUUCGGUUUAAAAAAAAACACAAAAGAUAAUUAA